AUGACUGGCGCAGAACAACAACAAAAGGGAUUAGGCGGUGGUCCAAGUACAAGUGACGGCGGAAAUAACAGUGACGUAUUUCGAGUGGGCGUACGGAUACCACCCUUUUGGCCCGAGGAACCGGCUGUAUGGUUUGCCCAAAUUGAAGGUCAGUUCAUUUUGUCUAAUGUUACAAGUGACUCCACCAAGUUUUAUUAUGUCAUUAGCCAAUUAGACCAUCAGUACGCAGCAGAAGUCAAAGAUAUCAUUAUUUCCCCGCCGGCUACAGACAAAUACGAGAAAUUAAAGUCGGAACUUAUCAAGCGCCUCACAACGUCUAGAGAACGUAAAAUUAAACAGUUGUUGAUGCAUGAAGACCUUGGUGAUAGAAAGCCAUCUCAAUUUUUGCGUCAUUUACAAAGCUCAGCAGGGAAGACAAUACCAGAAGAGCUUAUACGAACUAUUUGGUCGAGUCGAUUGCCAAAUAAUUUACAAACAAUUGUCGCAUUACAGAAGGACAGCGCCCUCGAAACCGUGGCAGAUCUGGCGGACCACGUUCAUGACAUAGCACCGCCCGCAGUCGCUCAGGUAGCCAGAUCAGCAACUGAACAGCCAGGUGGAGUCACUAAUGCAGAGCCAGCAACGGCAGUCUCGAUCCCGCUCCAAUGA
This is a messenger RNA of Leptidea sinapis, 648 nucleotides long. RefSeq lists its product as uncharacterized. NCBI's taxonomy places the organism in Eukaryota, Metazoa, Arthropoda, Insecta, Lepidoptera, Pieridae. The transcript has 2 exons. Bases 1 to 648 code for a protein of 215 amino acids. The record is from RefSeq and is a predicted model, not a curated record.